Aspergillus pseudoviridinutans is the source of this 1302-nucleotide messenger RNA. RefSeq lists its product as uncharacterized. Bases 1 to 1302 code for a protein of 433 amino acids. The record is from RefSeq and is a predicted model, not a curated record. Gene Ontology annotation, molecular function: protein binding. NCBI's taxonomy places the organism in Eukaryota, Fungi, Ascomycota, Eurotiomycetes, Eurotiales, Aspergillaceae. The transcript has 4 exons.
AUGCGCGGCAGUCACGAGUUAGCUAACUACAUUGACACUCAGGCCCACCAUCGAGACAUAAGCCGGCGAAAGACAGACCCACGAGCUCGGGGUCGUCAAAACGCAAGUCCCUUGCUGCAGCUUCCAACAGAGAUAAUCCAGUAUAUUGCAUAUCUUCUCCCGAGCGAUGCCGAUAUAGUUAAUCUGGUGUCGUGCUGUGUCCACCUAGCUAGGGCAAUCUUACCGGCUCACUCAUCCAUCUGGCGCCAGCGAUUCAAGGACCUUUACGGUAUCACUCAGACACGUCCUUCAAGCGAGCUCAAACUGGAGUAUCAGAUACGUUCUAUUGUGCUGUCUCAGAAGAUCAGCUUCCGAUACGGCCAGAAGAAGGAGCAAACAUUGUGGCUGGAAGUGCUGAGAGACAUGCUUCUGGAGGCACUUGAAUCAGCCCCGACAGAUGAACACACUGCUUCCAAGCUCCUCGAGCAGAUUCGUGGGACACUCCACAACUCGGAAUUCCUGAACAGACCUGUGAGCGGAUAUGGCGACACGAAGGCCGAUGCCCCUUCUGAGUUGUUUUGCGCUGUUCAGCUAUGCCUCACUCAUCUGGUGUUGGACCCGUCUAUGGCCUUCUAUUGCCUCAGGAAUGACUAUGAUAUUGGCGCCGUAUAUUCAUUCCAAGCGGAUAUUAGCGAGCCGCUUGUGAGUGUAGGCAAGCUGGACUUGGAGAAGGUUUUGCACAUUCGCAACUUCUGGCUUCGCCAUCUCCUCAAUCCGAACGAAGCGACAUUCUUCUCCUCGUAUACAUCGCUGUAUCAGCGACCGAAAGCCACGCGACCUCUGGCCGACAGCAAAUCUUGCUCUUUGCGAAUCAAGCUAGACCCUGACCUCUUGAAUUGGCCGACCUUAUUCGACUCCAUCAUCCCUAUCCUGGGGUCGAAAACGCAUUGCUCGUACUUUCGCGGCAUUGAGACACAGCACGGAUCUGAUGACGAUGCAACGUACCUUGUGCGCGGCUUUACAGAAUCCAUCCCCACGGCUCACGGUGGCUUCCCCAAUUGGCGCCGUAUAUGCUUUGCCAUCUACGAUGCGAACAGGGAACACCUUCCGCUUAUACCAAACGAUAAUGAGACAUCUGGAAAGGGAAAGGAUGAUCUGUGGUUUCCAGAGGAAGCGUGGCCGCCAUAUGAUUUGGAGGUAGAAUUCAAUUGGAUCCAUGGAUACGAGGGAGUCAUUCUUCCCAGUGGAACGAUCAUGAUCGGACGAUGGAUUGAUAUGAUAGAACCGAAUGCUCGAGGCCCUUUCAUUUUCUGGACUAUGUGA